UGGCCCCCAUAUUCACCUGAUCUCAACCCUAUCGAGCAUCUUUGGUGGGCUCUGAAGCGAGAGGUUUACCGACUUUAUCCAAAUAUUGAUAAUAUCAACACAGUAGAUAGCUGGGCGGAGUUUCAAAAUUGCUUAAAAACUGCUUGGGUAGCCAUACCCGACUCAUUGAUUCAUACACUAAUCACCUCUAUGCCACGCCGAAUCGAAGCCUGUAGAGCUGCAAGAGGCUACCAGACUAAAUAU
This is a messenger RNA of Bipolaris victoriae FI3, 243 nucleotides long. RefSeq lists its product as hypothetical. Gene Ontology annotation, molecular function: nucleic acid binding. The annotation marks the transcript as partial. The record is from RefSeq and is a predicted model, not a curated record. Lineage: Eukaryota; Fungi; Ascomycota; Dothideomycetes; Pleosporales; Pleosporaceae. The transcript has a single exon.